This is a messenger RNA of Alosa alosa (allis shad), 8691 nucleotides long. RefSeq names its product bromodomain and WD repeat domain containing 1 (gene brwd1). Gene Ontology annotation, molecular function: protein binding. Gene Ontology annotation, cellular component: nucleus. Bases 107 to 7570 code for a protein of 2487 amino acids. Gene Ontology annotation, biological process: cytoskeleton organization; regulation of transcription by RNA polymerase II; regulation of cell shape. Lineage: Eukaryota; Metazoa; Chordata; Actinopteri; Clupeiformes; Clupeidae. The transcript has 43 exons. The record is from RefSeq and is a predicted model, not a curated record.
GGAGCAACUGUGGAGGGGGUCCGAGCAGUGGAACCGAAAUUAAAUAAAUAUAUCACACUAUUUUCUAGACCUAAAGUUAGUACCAAAAUUGUAUAUCCCGAAAGCUAUGGCCGAUUCAGUGGCCAAAAAUGGAAAUAUUUCGCUCCUUGAAUCGGAGCUUUAUUAUCUUAUCUCACGGUUUCUGACAACGGGUCCUUGUCGGAGAGCGGCUGAGGUUCUUGUGAGCGAACUAGAGGAAUAUCAGCUCCUUCCCCGUAGGCUGGACUGGGAAGGAAAUGAACAUCCAAGAUCUUACGAAGACGUGGUUGCAACAAACAGGCACAUUGCACCGGACCACUUGUUGCAAAUAUGCAAGCGCAUUGGGCCCAUUCUUGAUAAAGAAGUGCCGUCCAGUGUGGCGGGAGUUAGCUCGCUGCUGGGCACUGGGGGACAUUCGUUACUCCGCACAUCAAAAGAUUGCGGUGUCGUGAAGUGGAAAGGCUCGUCCUUCGCUGCACUCCACAGAGGCAGACCACCAGAGAGGCCUUCGAGUUACAGAGGCGCCCCAAAUUUAGUGGAAGUAUGUCGUGGGAGAGAGUUGACCGGCGCGCAGAGGUUCAGCUCCGUGAGCCCCGUAAGCAACUAUCAGCACAUGAGGAUGCACCGAAGGAUCCUGGGCCACCUAUCUGCCGUCUACUGCAUUGCCUUCGACCGCACCGGCCUCAGGAUCUUCACAGGCUCAGACGACUGUUUGGUGAAGAUUUGGUCGUCAUUCGACGGGCGGCUUCACUCCACGCUGCGGGGCCACUCGGCCGAGAUCUCGGACCUGGCCGUGAACUUCGAGAACACUCUGAUCGCCGCCGGCAGCUGCGACAAGACCAUCCGUGUGUGGUGCCUUCGGACCUGUGCCCCCAUGGCUGUGCUGCAGGGGCACACCGGCUCCAUUACCUCGCUACAGUUUUCUCCAUUUGCCAAGGGCUCAAAACGAUAUAUGGUAUCCACGGGUACUGAUGCAACAGUCUGCUUCUGGCAAUGGGAUGUAAAUAAUAUCAAUUUCAGUGAUCGGCCACAUAAGUUUACAGAACGGCCCCGGCCAGGGGUUCAGGUGGUUUGCUCGUCCUUUAGCCCAGGUGGCAUGUUUUUAGCAACGGGCAGCACAGACCAUGUUAUCAGAAUAUAUUACCUGGGAUGUGGCAAUCCAGAGAAAGUAUCUGAAUUAUCUGACCACACGGACAAAGUGGACAGCAUCCAGUUCUGUCACACAGGAGAGAGGUUUGUGAGUGGCAGCGGAGAUGGAACGGCACGAAUCUGGCGGCUGCAUCGGCAGCAGUGGAGGAGCCUUCUUCUGGACAUGAGUGCCACUCUGCCGUCUGAAACUGUAACAGUAAGGGAGGACCUCUUCUUUAAGGCCAAGGUUACCAUGGUGUCCUGGGAUCGGCAUGACAACACGGUCAUCACCGCUGUCAACAACUAUCUGAUCAAAGUCUGGAACUCGUACACAGGAGAGCUGCUACAUAUCCUAAAGGGUCACGAGGCCGAGGUGUUUGUACUGGAGCCACACCCGUUCGACCCCAGGGUCAUGCUGUCGGCCGGCCACGAUGGCAGCGUCUACAUCUGGGACCUCCUGAAAGGCACAAAGACACAGCACUACUUCAAUAUGAUUGAGGGCCAGGGUCAUGGCGCCGUCUUUGACUGCAAGUUCACGCCGGAUGGUCAGCGCUUCGCCUGCACCGACUCUCACGGCCACCUCAUCAUUUUUGGCUUCGGCAGCUCCAAGCCCUACGAGAAGCUUCCAGACCAGGUGUUCUUUCACACGGACUACCGGCCACUGAUCCGCGAUGCCAACGGCUUCGUUCUGGACGAGCAGACGCAACAGGCGCCCCAUCUCAUGCCCCCGCCCUUCCUGGUGGAUGUCGACGGCAACCCACACCCCCCCAGGUACCAGCGCCUUGUGCCGGGCCGAGAGAACAUCGCCGACGAACACCUGGUCCCACAGCUGGGCUACGUGGCCACAAGUGACGGGGAGGUAGUAGAGCAGGUAAUUAGCCAGCAGCCUGGCGAGAGUGUGGAGGUGGCGGUCGGUCGGAGUGCUCUAGACCAGGCCAUCCGGGUCCUGCAGCAAAAUCAGGACCGGCGUAUCCCAGCGCUGCCCGAAGGAGCAGUGGCGCCCCCCCCGGCCCCCCUACCCGCUCCCGGAACCCCCCGCAGAGUGUCCAUGAACGAGCGCAUGGAGCUACAGUCGUCUCCUAACGUAGGGCUGCGGCGGAGUGGUCAGGUCGAGGGCGUGCGGCAGAUGCAUCAGAACGCCCCCCGCAGCCAGAUGGCCACCGAGAGGGACCUGCAGGCCUGGCGGCGACGCAAUCAAACUAAACGCCUCUCUCGAUCUGUCUUUCCCCUCAGGUAUCAGGAGUGCUUCCGAACGGCCAAAGGCGAGGAGGAGACGACACUCUUCAACAUGAGGAAGCGCAGGAUCAUUCAUGGCGGUUUCAGGGACGACUCGGACGAUGAGGUGCCUUGUGUGAAGCGGGUGCCGUCACGCAAGCGCCAGCGGAAGGAUAGCGUCGCGGAGGAGUUUAUCGAGUUUUCCUGUGAGGAGGGCGAGGAGACUGCCGCAAGUUCUGAGGACCCUGACAUGGAGGGCACUGAAAAUGACUCAUCCAAUGAGGAAGAGUGGAAGAGUGACAGCUCUAGCAACUCCUCUGGCGAGUAUUCUGAUUGGACGGCUGACGCCGGCUUAAACCUAGAUCCCAACAACCCGCAGUCAUGGAGACGGUCACGACGCAAGCUCAGCAGCUCGGAGGAAGAGGAGGAGGACGAGGACGAUGCUGAGGAGGAAGAGCAGACGACACGCGAUGAAGAGGAACAAACAUCUCAGUCUCGCAAACAGAAGAAGGCCAAGAGUAAAGCACCCAAGCAUCCCAAAGCUCGGCCAUCCAUUAACAGGGAAGUGUCCAACGAGUUCAGGCCCUCUGUAUGGAUCACGGACGUCUUUCCCAGGAAGUCUCCUUUCGUCCCGCAAUUGGGAGAUGAGGUGAUCUAUUUCCGUCAGGGCCACGAGGCCUAUGUGGAUGCGGUGAGCAGGAAUAACGUGUACCCCAUCAACCUGGACAAGCAGCCCUGGAAGAAGAUGGAGCUGAGGGACCAAGAGUUUGUGAAGAUCACAGCAAUCAAGUACGAGGUGUGUCCUCCCACCCUCUGCUGUCUGAAGCUCACGCUGAUUGACCAUGGUACAGGCAGGACAACAGACAAGUCUUUCUCCAUCAAGUAUCAUGAUAUGCCAGACGUGAUUGACUUCCUGGUUCUGCGGCAGUGUUACGACGACGCCCGGAACAGACUAUGGCAGCCAAACGAUCGGUUUCGCUCCGUUAUCGAUGACUGCUGGUGGUUUGGGUCCAUCGUGUGUCAGGAGCCGUAUCAGCUCGAGUAUCCCGACAGCCACUUCCAGUGCUUCAAAGUCAAGUGGGACAAUGGGGAGACUGAAAAGCUGAGCCCAUGGGACAUGGAGGCCAUCCUAGAGAACGCCCAGCAGCCUGAGUCUGAGGGGGGAGGUGUGCCAGUUACCGGAGAGGAGAUGAUUGAAGUCCUCUACAAGCCCCAGGCGGGAGAGUGGGGCGUCAGAACGCGCGAUGAAGAGUGUGAACGCAUCAUGGCUGGCAUCGACCAGCUCAUCACCGUGGAUAUCGCCGGUCCGUUUUCUGGCCCGGUGGACAUCAGCCAGUACCCCGAGUACUGCACGGUCAUCGCGUACCCCACGGACCUGGGGACCGUUCGCAUGAGGCUCCAGCAUCGCUUCUACAGGCGAGUUUCUGCACUAGUCUGGGACGUCAAACACAUAUUCCUCAACGCCAAGACCUUCAACGAGCCUCGCAGCAAAAUUGCAGACUCUGCCAAACUCAUCACUGAUGCCCUCCUCAAGUUCAUUGGUAAGCCAGACUGUACGGACAUCAUAGAGAUCUACAAUGCACUGGAGAACUUCGAGUACUCUGAUGAGGACAUGGAGGCUGAUGUGCCCGGAACAUCAUCUGGACAUGCUCUACGUCAGACUGCAGCAGAGCCUGCUCCUGAUCCAGACGCAUGGAAGGAGCAGUGUAGGCGCCUGGUGAACUACAUAUUCGAGUGCGAGGACUCGGAGCCUUUCCGCCAUCCCGUGGACCCCAUAGAAUUCCCCGAUUAUGCAGAUAUCAUUCACUCGCCGAUGGAUUUUGAAACUGUGCGGAACAUCAUAGAGCAGGACCGAUAUGAAAACCCCAUCGAAUUUUGCAAAGAUAUUCGUCUUAUCUUUGUCAAUGCAAAAGCCUACACACCAAACAAGCGCUCAAAGAUCUACAGUAUGACUCUGCGUCUCUCUGCGUUCUUCGAAGAGCGCAUCAGAACGAUCAUAUCUGAUUACAAGACGGCAGUGAAGAGUAGCGCAAAGCUGCGCCGCAGCCAGAGGUUCCGCAAAAGGCAGCAAUACCAGGAACCUCAGACGCCAGGCCACGGAUCCACCAGCAACCAGAAAAGGGCUGCUCUGAAUGCUCAGGAAAAGGUGGAGACGUCUCCAACCAAAUCUACCUCAGCCAAAGUGACUGCAGCGGAGAGGAGCAGUAGGAGGACGCGCCGGCGACACGGAGGGCGCAGGUCCCCCACACACUCUUCCUCCUCCGAUGAUGAUGAUGAUGAUGAUGACUCCAAAGGAGCCUCCUCCACUCCGGAGUCCGAGAGUGAGAGCGAAAUGAGUCUGAACGACUCGGAGGGCAAAUCGCGGGGUUCGUCUCGACGGCAUCUCGGGAGAGACUCUCUGUGGUCAGGCCGUGCCACACGAAGCAGAGUGGUCCCCCACAGGAGGAUGAGGACUCUGCCAGAGAGUGAGAGUGAGAACGAGGGCUUGUCUGCCAGGAGUUACCCCAGCAGAAGCACCAGGCUCAGAAGGAAACACGCAGAGGCCUUGGACCGGAGGAGACCAGAAACCCACGCUCAAAUGAAUGGCGAUGACAGGGCUUCGCGCCUGGAGAGACGAAGGCGUUUAAAUCACAUCGCCCGCCAGACCUCUCAGGAGUCCGACAUCUUCACCAAAGACGAGGAGGAAGACGAGAAGGAUGAUGAUUAUUGCGACGAUGAGGAUGAUGAUGAGUCAAUAUCACGCAGACCCAAGACGAGGAAGACCGCUCGGGCUGCCGCCACUAGGUUUAAGAUGCUUGAUGCCUCUGAAGAGGAGGAGGAUGACGAAGAGGAGCCGGAGGACAGUAGGAGGUCAAGCAGGAACCAGGGGUCUCGCUCCAGCAAGCGCAAAGCAGUACUGCACAGCAGCUCGGAGUCGGAGGGCCAGAAACCUUCACAGAGUGAAAGUGAGAAUGAAGAGUCUGGGAGUGAGGAGGAGGAGGAGGAGGAGGAGGAGGAGGGCAGUAAGGAGAGUGGUGACUCAUCACGUCGGAACGGAGAGCGCAAAGGAAGGUGCCUUCGACCAAUGAGGAAAAGUGCCUCCAAGGGACGCCAUGACCGUCAAUCACACCUGAAUGGCCACAGUAGUAAGCAUCAGGUAAAGAGUGAGGAGAACUCCGACGGAGAGGCUAGUCCCGGAGACAGUUUGGAGGAAGACGAGGACAGUCUCAUCGUUCGUCGGAAGUUAACUAGAAGGACGGCAGCUGCUGCCGCCAGCAAAAUAAAAAAUCUGAACACCAGCGAGGCUGAAGAGGAAGCCCCUUCCAGAAGCAGACAACAGCAGGGAGCCCCCAAAACCUCUGAGGAAGAGGAGUGUGAUGACUACGAAGAGGUCAGAGAUGCAAAAUUCCAGAAGCACCCUCACCAAAAUGGACGGAAGAUGAGCAGAGAGGCCGAAGCCACUUCAAGAAGCCAAGAACAAACAUCUGCCUCACGCACACAUGCCACCAAGACACCUUCGAAUGCCGCUGCCUCACCAUGCACUCAAGGGUCUGACGACCUCAGCAGCGUUCCCAGGAAGAGUAAGACGCGGAAAAAGAAAAUCAUGUCAGACGACGAAGAGGAAGCUGACGGGGAACCGUCAGAUGAAGAAGAUGAAGAUGAGACCCAAGAGAGCAACACCACUGAGGAGGAUGGAGCCAGUAAAAAGAGGUCAUCACGAAGCAGAAACGGAUCAAGGGGACAUGAGUCCAGCAAGAAUCGGGAGUUCUCAAGGAGUUUACAAGAGUCCCCAUCUGAAAGUGUAGAAGAGGAGGAGGAAAAGGAGGAAGAGGAGUAUGAUGAAGGGGAGAGGCCAAGAAAAAGCGUCAAGAAGAAGCAAGGUGCUUCGUCAGAUGAAUGGUCUGACGGGGAAGAGGAAAGCAGUUCCAGUCGAAAACCACAACUGAGAGCACUGCCUAAGAAGAAGUAUAUUGCUGACGACUCGGAAGAAGACCACCUCUCUGAAGAAGGCGGUCACUCAAGGAAUGGCAAGGGCUUGACCAGUGACUCAAAGCAUCAUGCCAAAUGGAAAAAGGAGCAUCAAGACAAACACGGAAGGAGUAAAGCCACCUCUGUAAAACGAGAACAAACAUCUGCCUCAGACACACAUACCACCAAGAAACCUUCUGGUGCUGCUGCUGCUGCUGCUGUUGCUGCAAGCUCAACACCUGCGCACAAAUCUGAAGACCUUAGCGACGUUCCCAGGAAAGGAGGAUUGCAGAAAAAGAAAAUAAUCUCUGAUGAGGAGGAAGAGGAAGAGGAGGAGGAGGAGGAAGAAUUAGAAGAGGUGGAAGAGGAGGAGGACGAAGAGGGAGAAGAGUCCUCAGAAGAGGCAGAAGGAGAGAGCCAACAGAGGCAGACCACGGAAGAGGAUGGAACCAGUAAGGAGCAGUCUUCAUUAAGCAAGAAUAGAUCCAGAAGAUGCGACUCCAGAAGGCAUCUUGGGAAAUCCAGUAGGAGAGCAGAUGAGUCCCUCUCUGAAAGCGAGCCAAGAAAAAGCCAUAAGAAAAAGCAAAGCUCCUCCUCUUCCUCCGAGGACUGGUCCCACAGCAAGAGCGAAGAGUCUGACCGGGAAGAGAAACACUUGUCCAGCCGAAAACGACGACUGAGGGCACUACCUAAGAAGUAUGUAACCGACGACUCCGAGGAUGACCUGGAAGCAGGUCACUCGAGGAACGAUAAGGGCUUGACCAGUGAGUCAAAGCAUCGAGCCAAACGGAAACGCAACAGAGGCUCAGAAGACUCAGGAGAAGACCACAGAAGCCACGGCAAGAGACGGAAAUCGAGGGACCAGUCAGAGAGCGAGAAUGAUGAUGAAGAUUACCACAAACAGAAAACGUCAAAGUCGACAUCAUCCAGAGGUUCCCUGAAGGAGCUCAAAAGGAGGUUGCUCUCUGAGGAGGAAGAGGAGGAGAGGCGCAAGUCUCGACAUGGCCAGAAACUCAAACGGAAAUGUGGUGUCUCCAGCCCCGAGAGUGAAGAGGAGGUGGAGGAAGAAGAAGAGUCAGGCUCCGAGGUGAGCACCUCUAAAAGGCGAACGGGGAGACGACAGCCAGAGAGCAAGAGGAGGUCCCACAGGAGAGGCAGUGACUCGGAUGCAGACAGUGAUUACGGGAAACCCGAAAGGGCCACAAAAAUCCGGACCAGGUACCGUGGAAAGAGAACUGUGACCUACAAUGAUAGUGAAUGAAUGGGUUCAAGCCAGCCAGCAUUCAGCCGACCAGGAAGGAGGACGAGGUAAUAAAUGAAAGAAAUAAAUAGACACUAACUGGAGACCUUGAAGACAACUUGAUGUCCAGGGAAGGGAAAAAAAAUGAAUUGGUAGCAGCACUGGAGUUAACACAGAGCAAAUACUGUGAAUCUGUUUUAAUUCAGGGAUAUUUAUAUUUUCUAUGAAAAAAAGAUUUAUAGAACUGCUGGUUUUUGGUUUGGGCAAACCAGUGCCAUUCUGCUUCAGUGACUUGUGAUUCAUUAUUUUUUUUCCGUUUGGCCAGCAAAAGUGGGGAAGUAAAGAAAAAUAACAAUAACACGCAUACACAAACACGUUCGGGGGUGGGGGUGGGGUGCUUUGGGUGCUAUCUUAAUAUACCUCCACUCUAAUCAAGCAUAUGUUGCUGGCUUGCACUAUGAUGCACACUGUACUGAGGUGUUUUUCCUACACUAGCUCUAGCAGAAUAGAAACUCAGGGGUCAACUACGUUUACCAUAGUCUCAAACUUGCAAUUUUUGUCCCAUAUUUUUGUUAAAUGCUGAAGAGAGUAGAGUAGCAUUAUAUGAAAUGAUUUCAGAUAUGGCGGUUUGCAGUUGAAGCACACUCAAAAAAACUGAAAUAAACAUGUCACCCAUUUUCAACACUCCUUUUGUGAAAACGCUUUGGUAUCCAUGGUAUUUGUGGUAUUGAAUAAUUUGUAUGAGCCAAAAUGUACAAAUUUGAGUCCUUACCUUCUCCCCUACUGUUAUUGUUUUCUCUUUUGGUAUUUUUUUUUAUUGUGUACAAUUUACUUUUUGUUCUUUCUAGUUGACAUUUUUGAUUGUCAAAUGACCUUAAUGUGCAAAUUUUCUUUUUCCAUUAUGUAGCAAAAGUUUGGCAUAUUUAAAUUGUUUCAGUCGAGCAUUAUUCCUCCCUCUCCUUUGGAUGCAUUGUCUUGCCAUAAUCAAAUUAAUUGGUACCCAUUUGCGAAGUACAGGAGAUCAGUAGUACUUAUUGCAAAAUGCAGUGAUUUCUCAUAUUGGGAAGAAGUUCUAGUGUUUUGUGUUUAUGUAUUUUCAGUAUUAAACUCCUUGUCAGAUUUUGACUGGAUACAACCGUUAA